AUGGGAAAUAAACAUUCAUAAGAAGAAGAAGAUUAAAAUAACGAAAAUGAUAUAUCAUUAACACCUUCUAAACCAAAAAAUGUUAAAAAAAUGAUAUCAAUUACAAUAAAUGAGAACGGUUAAUAUGAGGGUUUUCCCGAAGAAUGGGUAAAUAAGCUUGGUUUAUAUUAAAUAGAUAAAUCAAAGACUGUAAAUACAAAAGAUAUGCCCGAGGAAGUUCGAGCAACUGACCUUCCUGAAAGUAUAAUAAGCCUUAUAAAUGAUAAAAAAAUGGUAAUAUCUAAACCUAUGAAUGUAAAGCAUUAAGUGCAUAUAUAAAUAGAUUAAAAUGCACCUUAUGGGCUAAAAGGGUUACCUGAGGAAUGGUUAGAAUUAUUUAAAGCUUAAAAUAUAGACUAGAAUGAAAUAAAGUAGAAUCCUUAAGAUAUGUUAUGUAUUAUAAAAGGAUAUGAGUAGGAAUUUAUUCCAAAAAGACUAGUUUUGCCUACACAUGAAAACUUUAUAAAACUAGUAGAAAGUUUAAACUAUAUAGAAGAAGAUCCUUCGAAAUUUUAUAACUUCGAAAAUUAAUUGGGUAGAGGGGCUAUGUGUAAGGUUUAUAGGGCCUUUAGAAGAAAAAGUAAAGGCGAAGAAUUUGCCAUAAGAGUAAUGAAAUUAAGCGAUGAUUAAACUUUGUGUAGAACUAAAAUCGAAAUGGCCUUAAUGAUAAUGUGUUAGCAUAAUAAUAUUGUUAAAUAUAUAGAAACUUAUAAAUAUAUGGGAUGUCUUUUAUGGUUAUUGAAUAUAUGAAUGAAGGAGCAUUAACAGAUUAUGUCUAUUCUUAUUUCAAAAAAAUACCGGAAGAUAUUAUUAGAUAUAUAUGUAGGGAAAUAUUACUUGGGUUAAAGCAUGUACAUGAUCUUAAUUAAAUACAUAGAGAUCUAAAAUCCGAUAAUAUAUUAAUUAAUAAGAACGGGGAAGUCAAAAUUGCAGACUUCGGAUUCGCGAUCUAACUGACUUAAGAAAAAUCACGGAGGAAAACUGUAGUGGGCACGCCAGCUUGGAUGGCACCAGAGCUUAUUUUAAAAUAAGAGUAUACAGAAAAAGUCGAUAUUUGGUCCACUGGAGUUAUUGCUAUAGAAUUGGCGUUAGGGGAACCUCCGAAUUUAAGAAUGCCUCCGAUUAAAGCUAUGUAUAAUAUUGCGAGUAAGGGGCCUCCAAGAUUAGAUCCGAAAAUAUUUUCAUAAGAUUUUUGUCAUUUUAUAGAAUGCUGUUUAUAGAAAGACCCAAAAGAUAGAAUGAAAUGCGAUUAACUAUUGAAUUUGCCGUUUAUUAAGAAUUGUGAAGGAAAUGCGUAAGAUAAGUUUAGGUAAAUGUUGUUAGAUAAAAGAAAUAAGUAAAUAAAUGUAAACGGAGAAGGGAAAAUUGAAUUAUUUUUACAUGAAUAAUUAUAAAAUUAUUAGUUAAAUUUUUUAAAAAUAU
Messenger RNA from Ichthyophthirius multifiliis, 1461 nucleotides. Its product is annotated as p21-activated protein kinase, putative. The transcript is spliced from 2 exons. The record is from RefSeq and is a predicted model, not a curated record. Gene Ontology annotation, biological process: protein phosphorylation. Gene Ontology annotation, molecular function: ATP binding; protein kinase activity. Lineage: Eukaryota; Ciliophora; Oligohymenophorea; Hymenostomatida.